GAGCAAGGAGGGAGGCUCUAGCCUGUCAGACCUGCAUGUAAGAAGGUAGGAAACGAACGAGGGGAAUGAAAUCCAGCAAGUCUCGGGGGUUCCAAGGAAUCCUGGUGAUAUGCAUCGUCGUCCUCCUCCUCCUCGCCAACCUCAUGUGGAUGAAGAAGGUUCAGUCGGACCAGGCCCUCCAUGAUGCAGAGAAGCGGAUAGUUGACUUGUCUUCCAAGAUCAAAGUUCUUCAAGGGUCGCUGUCUACCUCUCAGGUGGAGCAGGAGACGGAUCAUUCGCGCGUCAAGACUCUGAUGAUGAGGAUCAACGAGCUGGAGAGCAAGAUGGGAUUCUCGGGCGCCAAGGACACUAGCUCAGCGCUGCAAGGCUCGCCCAACGCGCCUCCUCCCAGCAUUGUGAAGGGAUCAACGGCUGGGAGAGGAGAGAGCGAGAGCGAGAGGAGAGAGAAGAGCAACGAGGUCAGUGCGAGCUUCCCCUCAUCCGUCCAGCAGUCAGCAGGAGGAGAGGAGGCUCAAGUCGUCCCCAUCAUUAUCUUUGCGUGCUGCCGAGCCAAGUACCUCGACAGGACCCUCAGCAUUGUGUUGGAAAGACUUCCGAAGCAGAGCAAAGUCAAGUUUGACAUCAUCGUCUCCCAGGAUGGUAAUGAUCCAUCUGUGAAGAGCCUGAUGCACACCAAGUAUGCAAACAUAAAGUUCUUGGAGCACAUGGAGCAGGUGGACCUCAGCACAGCCGGUCCCCAAGAGCAGGCGAGUUACUAUCGCAUCGCCCAGCACUAUGGCUGGUGCUUCAGCAAAGUGUUUGCGGACCAGAGAUACGAGUGGGCGAUCGUUCUUGAGGAUGACUUGGAGGUCGCCGUUGACUUCUUCGAAUACAUGAUGGCUGCUGCGGAGCUUCUCAAGAAGGAUCCUACUCUCUGGACUGCGACUGCCUGGAACGACAACGGCUUUCCCUCCUACUCUCAUGAUCCUCACAAACUUUAUCGCUCCGAUUUCUUCGGAGGACUGGGCUGGCUGCUCACCCGCAAGCUCUGGCAAGAGUUAGGACCCAAGUGGCCUAAGGCGUACUGGGACGAUUGGAUGAGAGAGCCGAAGCAGAGGAUGGGGAGAGCAUGUAUCCGACCACAGAUCUCACGGACGGUGACAUUUGGAAAGGAAGGAACAAGUAACGGGCAGUUUUUCGAUAGUCACCUAUCAAAGAUGGUCCUGAAUUCCGUGCAUAUCGCAUGGACCACAAAAGAUAUCUCCUUCCUCCUCAAAGAAAACUACGACGAGCAGCUCAGGAGGCAGGUGGAGGAGGCCCCGCUAGUCGGCCUGCAUGACUCUCGAGCUACCGGCAAGAUUUUCUACAAAGACCACCCGAGCUUCAAGGUUUUGGCGCAGAGUAGGACAUUGUGAUCGUCCAGCGAGCUGCAGAUCGAGUGCUCUACCUAGUGAAGAAAGAAUAGAGAAACAACACC
Molecule: messenger RNA, 1456 nt
Organism: Guillardia theta CCMP2712
Lineage: Eukaryota; Cryptophyceae; Pyrenomonadales; Geminigeraceae
Exons: 22
Coding region: 66-1394 (442 amino acids)
Cellular component (GO): Golgi apparatus
Molecular function (GO): alpha-1,3-mannosylglycoprotein 2-beta-N-acetylglucosaminyltransferase activity
Source: RefSeq, a predicted model, not a curated record